AACUGGUCUCUCCUUGUCAAAUCGUGAGUGUUGGUCUCCUUUCAUACCGCCUGCCCUUGUCUCCGCCGAAGGGUGCUACAGCUACAAAGUCACUAACGAUAUCCCUAUAUCAAUCGAUUUCCUCAGACCUUACCUACCAGUCAACCGAACACCUACGCGUAAAAAUGGGUAAAAGCCAAUCCAAGUUGGCCUCGGACGAGCUCGCCGAUCUGCAGAAGAACACCUACUUUGACAAGAAGGAGCUGCAACAAUGGUACAAGGGCUUCAUCAAGGACUGCCCUUCGGGUCAACUGAACAAGCAGGAGUUUAUCAAGAUCUACAAGCAAUUCUUCCCCUUUGGCGAUCCUAGCCAGUUUGCGGAUUACGUAUUCAAUGUGUUCGAUGAGGAUCGAUCGGGGACCAUCGAGUUCAAGGAGUUCAUCUGCGCGCUUAGUGUGACGUCGCGAGGUCGACUGGACGAAAAGUUGCAGUGGGCUUUCCAGCUGUACGACAUCAACCAGGAUGGGUACAUCACCUAUGACGAGAUGUUGGCCAUCGUCAGGAGUAUCUACAAGAUGACCGGUCAGAUGGUCAAGCUUCCCGAGGACGAGGAUACGCCCGAGAAGCGAGUCGACAAGUUGUUCCGAAAGAUGGACUUGAACAAGGACGCCAAGCUGAACUAUGAAGAGUUCAAGGAGGGUUCGAAGCAGGAUCCUACCAUCGUUCAGGCUUUGAGUCUUUACGACGGACUUGUAUAAGCCUUGGUUCUGAUAACACUCUCGUCAGGAAAGGUCAACGUCCACUCACACGUCCCACAACGUUAGAACAAACAUCAAAGGAAAUCCCAAAUCUCGUGCUCGGAGUCUGCUCGCUCUUCAGUCUAUACCUUUUUGUCAUUCGGAAGAUCAUCCGCCCUUGUUCAUCGUCUUUUCGCUUGUACUGCCUAGACCACCGGUACUCCUCUUCAGCGGAGAGUGAUCGGUGCCUUAGGUAGUCGGCUGUAUACCCUGUCUUUUACGAUGAACAUCAUGCAUUGCCAUUCCCGGAA
Messenger RNA from Filobasidium floriforme, 1027 nucleotides. RefSeq lists its product as uncharacterized. The record is from RefSeq and is a predicted model, not a curated record. Gene Ontology annotation, cellular component: intracellular membrane-bounded organelle; membrane; cytosol. The transcript has 6 exons. NCBI's taxonomy places the organism in Eukaryota, Fungi, Basidiomycota, Tremellomycetes, Filobasidiales, Filobasidiaceae. Gene Ontology annotation, molecular function: calcium ion binding. The coding region runs from base 165 to 737 and encodes 190 amino acids.